CACCGUGUUUCCGGGCAGAUCGGUGUUCUGUCACAGAGCAGACAUGGCGGAGUACAGCCAGGCGGGCCUCCUGGCGGCUCUGCUCCUCUUCUCGGCCCUCACGGUCUGGGACAUUUACCUCGGCAGAACGAGCCCGCAGCGCGGACACCAGCAGGCCGACAGCCCCGGCUUCUCUCCGGACACCCUGCCGGACACGGAGCCCGGGAAACCCGCCAAACCCUCCCUGUACACCGGGCCCACGCUCAAGUUCCAGUACUGUAUCUCCUGAGGUUACAGCAAAGUGUUCCAGGAGUACUCACGAGCCAUCAGCCAGCUGUACCCGGACAUCCGCAUCGAGGGAGAAAACUACCCCCCCACUCCCUUCAACAGGUUUUUCGGUAACCUCAUCUCCUACCUGAAGCUCCUCUCCAUCCUGCUGAUCGUCAGCGGUCAGAACCCCUUCGUCCUCCUCGGCCUCGACACUCCCAGAGCCUGGACCUGGAGUCAGGACAACAAGAUCUUCUCCUGUCUGAUGGCCUUCUUCCUCUGUAACAUGAUGGAGACUCACUUCCUGUCUACAGGAGCCUUCGAGGUCACUCUGAACGACGUCCCUGUUUGGUCGAAGCUUCAGUCGGGUUACGUCCCGAACAUCCAGGAGAUCUUCCAGAUCCUCGACAACCACCUGAAGAUGAACCAGGUGGAUCCCAUGAGCUUCUCCUCCACUUAGAGCCACACUCACAGGUGCGCUGCGUUCAGGUGUCCAGGCUCAGUGGUACGUUCAGCCGCUGGCGUUCAUGAAGGUCCGGCCCUAAAGCAGACUCUGCGGGGCCUGGCCGGAUGUCCCCCGCCACGAAAAGAGCGUCCCCUCUGCGCCAGGUCACAGAUCAGCUCUGUACCCACAAUGCACCUGUCAGCACAGGUGCAGUCAGCUGUACGCACAGACUGACGACUCGACUGGACUCUGUUUGAUUGUAUUUAUUUAGUUUGAGGUUCAGAACUUAAGUAUGGUACCACUGUUAGCUUCAUGCUAAUUAGCCUCCGUCUGGACAGGAAGUCGCAGACAGGAAACUGAAAUAAAGAUAAAAAUCUGAUUAUCGUCACUGUCAGUUGUUUUUUAAUGAAUGUCGUCUGUAAAAUGUCUGAAACAAUAAAACUCAUCACAAGUUUCUCACACGGAACUUUUAAUGUGGAAA
Messenger RNA from Epinephelus moara (kelp grouper), 1172 nucleotides. It is a transcript of the gene selenot2, whose product is annotated as selenoprotein T, 2. Gene Ontology annotation, molecular function: thioredoxin-disulfide reductase (NADPH) activity. The record is from RefSeq and is a predicted model, not a curated record. Lineage: Eukaryota; Metazoa; Chordata; Actinopteri; Perciformes; Serranidae. Gene Ontology annotation, cellular component: endoplasmic reticulum membrane. The transcript has 6 exons. Gene Ontology annotation, biological process: cell redox homeostasis.